GGUCGACGUUAGCUGCAGUGUGUGUGUGAGAGAGAGAGAGCGAGAGAGAGACAGAGAGAGAGAGAGAGAAAACGCGCUCAACGCACUAGUUUGUUGAGGUGUAUCCUGCGCGUGUGAUUUCGCCAAGGCGGAUUAAUUCGUAUUGUGUGUGCUACGGCUGCUUCUUGUCACUCAUUCUCUGAGCAGCCUCCGAGCGUACCCCGAGAGCGGCUAAGGAGCAUUUCUUAAAAAUAUAUAAUAUAUAUAUUGAGAAAAACCGAAGAAAAGACUCAGCUACCAAAAGCACUCACAGAAUUCUUCGAGGAACAUACCUUUGUAAGAGAUUGCAAUGCUUCAAACCAGGGAUCUCGUCUGGGCAUUGCUUUUCGUUGGCACUGCAGCUGCCCUGCAGGUGACCAUCACACCAGCCCUAGGGGAGAUGAGCGUGGGGGAGUCCAAGUUCUUUCUGUGUGAAGUCGUUGGCGAGGCUACGGACAUUGAUUGGUUCUUCCCGAGUGGGGAGAAAAUUUUGCCCAACCAACAGGAAGUGAUCGUCACCCGCAACGACGAGGCGUCCUCCACUCUCACCAUCUACAACGCCAACGUGGACAAAGCCGGGACCUACAAGUGUGUGGCCAAGAGCGGGGACAAGGAAUCCCAGGCCACAGUCAACGUCAAAAUCUAUCAAAAAAUCACCUUCACAAACGCGCCCUCCCGCCAGGAGUUCACGGAGGGAGACGACGCCGACAUCGUGUGCGACGUCGUCAGCUCUCCCCCUCCCACCAUCGUCUGGAAGUACAAGCGUCAGAGAGUCGAUUUCGCCAAAGACGUUCGCUACCAGGCCCUGAGCAACAACCACCUGCAGAUCCGCGGCAUCAAGAAGACGGACGAGGGGGAGUACACCUGCGAGGGCCGCAUCAUGUCCCGCGGCGAGAUCGACUUCACCGUCAUCAAGGUCACCGUCAACGUGCGCCCCAGCCUCAGGCCCAGACAGACGGAGCUGAACGCCACCGCGGACGUCGGCCAAUCGGUGAUGCUGGCCUGCGACGCCGACGGGUUCCCGGAACCCAAUGUGACCUGGGCACGCAAUAACGUCGUCCUUGAAACGGACGAUAAGUACAGCCUGAAUGAAGAUGGCUCCGAGCUGAUAAUAAAAGAUGUGAAGAAAGUGGAUGAAGGAGACUACACAUGCAUCGCCAAGAACAAGGCAGGGGAGACCGAGAAAGAGAUCAGCCUGAACGUUUUCGUUCAACCCAAAAUCACCUUCCUGGAGAACCAGACGGCGUCGGAGCUGGAGGAGCAGAUCACGCUGACGUGCGAGGCGACAGGCGACCCCACCCCCAGCAUCGUGUGGAGCUACGGCCGCCACCAGUUCUCCGAGGGGGAGCAGGCUUCUUGGACUCGCCCAGAGAAACACAAGAGCCUGGACGGGAACGUGGUGGUGCGGAGCGACGCCCGCGUGUCCUCCCUCACGCUGAAGUACGUGCAGUUCACCGACGCCGGCCAGUACCUGUGCACCGCCCGCAACUCCAUCGGCCUGGACACGCAGGCCAUGUACCUGGAAGUGCGCUACGCGCCCAAGAUCCAGGGCGCGGUGGCGGUGUACACCUGGGAGGGCAACCCGGCCAACAUCAGCUGCGAGGUCCUGGCCCACCCGGGCGCCAGCGUGGUCUGGUUCCGCGACGGCCAGCAGCUGCCCAGCGCCAACGCCAGCAACGUCAAGAUCCUCAGCACCCCCACCGUCAGCUACCUGGAGGUCACUCCGGAAUCGCAGGCUGACUUUGGGAGCUACAACUGCACCGCCACCAACAUGAUCGGCAUGGAGUCCAAGGAGUUCCUCCUGAUUCAAGCAGAUGUCCCCUCGGCCCCGUCCAUCGAGCGCGUGGAGCCCUACUCCAGCACGGCGGUGGUGGGGUUCGAGGAGCCCGAUGCCAGCGGCGGGGUGCCCAUCCUCAAGUACAAGGUCCAGUGGCGCGUGUCCCAGGAGGAGCAGUGGACAGCCAGGGAGUUCGAGGUGGAGGAGGGUAUGCAGGUGAUCUUCGUCUCCGGCCUGCGGCCCGAGACCAGCUACGUGAUGAAGAUGUCCGCCAUCAACGGCAAGGGCGAGGGGGACAGCAGCGCCCCCGAGUCCUUCAAGACCGAGCCAGUCCUUCCCCCCGCGACAUCCGCCCCCAGCCCUCCGGGCAGUACGCCCCUUAGGGAGCCCAACCCCCCUAAGCUGGAGGCUAAGCUGCAGUCCAACGGUAACGUUCUCAAGGUCAACUGGAUCAAGCAGGACGAUGGGGGCUCUCCCAUCAAGCACUACCUGGUCAGAUACAAGGCUAAGCACAUGAGCGACUGGAAGCAGGAGCUCCGCCUGCCCAGCGGCAGCGAGCACGUGGUGCUGAGCGGCCUGGACUGGGACACCGAGUACGAGGUGCUCGUGCAGGCCGAGAACCAGCAGGGCAAGUCCACGCCUGGCUCCAUCUUCAUCAAGACCUCUCCGGAACCCACCACCAUUCCAGACGCCGUCACCAACGGUUCCGGGCUGGGGACGGGAGCCAUCGUGGGCAUCCUCAUCGUCGUCUUCGUGCUGCUGCUGGUGGCCGUCGACGUCACCUGCUACUUCCUGAACAAGUGCGGCCUGCUCAUGUGCAUCGCCGUCAACGUCUGCGGCAAGUCGGGUCCCGGGGCCAAGGGCAAGGACAUGGAGGAGGGGAAGGCUGCCUUCACGAAGGACGAGUCCAAGGAGCCGAUUGUGGAGGUGAGGACAGAGGAGGAGCGCACCCCAAACCAUGAGGGUGGGGGACAGACAGAGCCCAACGAGACCACCCCACUGACGGAGCCUGAGCACACGGCUGACACCACUGCCACAGUGGUGGACUUGCUCCCUUCUGUCGUCACUAACUCUGACAAUGUCACCGAGUCCUUCUCCACUGCCCAGAACAGCCCCGCCAGUGAAGCCACCACCCUCACCUCCAGCACGGCCGCCCCGGCCUCAGACCCCAAAAGCGCCCCCGCCCUGCAGUCCAGCACCCCCAAAGCGGGCGCCACCUCCCCUCCCGUCACCGCCGCCCCCUCCGAAUCCACCCCCACGGUGGCGCCCCUGGUCGACCUGAGCGACAGCCCCGCCCCUGCCCCAGUCCCCGCCCCCACAGCCACCAGUACCAAGGAAGCUGCUAAAGCUCCCAGCAACCCCACCCCGAUCGUGCCCGACACCAAGGCCACGCCCGCCCCUGCCCCCGCCCCCGAGCCACCCAAAGCCGAGGCGACCAAGGAGGCGCCGCAGACCAACACGUCGGCCCCGGCCCCGCCCGAGCCCACCAAAGCCCCCAACAGUGCGUCCAAGUCCUCCCAGAACCAGGACUUUCAGAUAGACGGAGGACCCUUCCAGAGCUCAGACACUGAUCUGGCUAAGGAUGUUUUUGAGGCCCUGGGCAAGCAGCCCUCUGAGACCCCCACAGGCUCCACCGCCCAGCCCACACCCGCGUCCGGCCAAGACGAGAAGAACGCCGUGGACGGCAAGAGCAAACCGGAGGAGGCCGAGGCCAAGAAGCCGGCGGCGGAGGUGAAGACGGUGCCCAACGAAGCCGCCCAGACAAACGGCAACGAGAGCAAAGCGUGAUCCUGCGGGCGCGGAGGCAACGGCAGCCAGUCUCACACCGACCCGCAGAGCGUCACACCGCAACACCCAAACCAACGGGGGAAAAAAUCUCACCUUCACUAAAAGUUUCCUUCUUCAGUGUCUUUUUUUUUGUGGGGGGGUGGGGGGGGGAGUUUUCAGAUCAGGAAAUAAGUCUAGAUUUGUAGAUGAAAAACGAUCUUAUGCACAGUCUUUUUAUCAUUUGUUUUCAACAUUCGAGGGGGAAAAAAAGAUGCUUACUUUUUUUUUUUUUUUUUUUUAAUAUGUUUUUGUUUUCUGAAGUGGUUGGAGGGAACCAAAAGCGAGCUUUCAUCAGCGCUGUCCAUGGGAGUCCUCAGUUAAGCAAAAUCUUGAGUUAUGAAACGAUAAAGCGAUAAUUAAGAAAACCAAUAUCAGUUUGAGUAGAAAAACCAUGGAGAAUUUAGCUUUAUUCAAGAACAAUGCCUUUAUGUUGUGCACACACGGUUUGUGACAUUACUCAACCCACAUUAUUCCCGAUUAUGUUGUUUAUUAUAAUGCAGUAUUGUCAUUUUCUUGUUACUGCUAAUAGGGUCUGGGUACGUUUUAAUGUUUUCUUGUUAAAAGAUUAUGUGCAAAAAUAACUGCCUUUUAUGUUAUCUAUUUUUUUAUUUGUUUUGAUUUUGAUGGCUAGCUAUAGCGUAGAGCGUUAGCAUGCUUGCUUUGCAAAAGGAUUUUUCCACGUUUUGUUUUGUUUGCUUUUUUGUUUUUUGUUUUUUUUUCAGAUUUUUACACUGUUUUACCAUUAUUUCCAUUUUAUGAACACAGCGUGCUUGUAUGUAAAACAUCACAACGACAACAAAAAAAAUGAAGAGAACAGAAAGAAUUUGUCCAAUACAAUGAAAGGAAGUCAAGGUUGACAGUUAGGGGUGCAAACAGCUUAAAGCCACUUUGAAAAAUUCAUAUUAUUUUAUUUUCACUUUGACAAAAAAAGAACACCACACGCCUUUCCAUUCUGUCUUUGUCACUCUCCAAUUCAUUCUGCUUUAACCUACUCCUCAAAAAUGCACUUGAAGUGGAGGGUCUGGUUAACAAUGAGAAUUUGACCUUUGACACCCCCCCCCCCCCCCACAACAGUAAAUAUAAUGGAAGGAGCUCUGGGCAACAGGUCCAUUGGUUGACAGAUGAAGGUGGACAACUGCCGUAGCUCUGCCCACAACUCCACUGCAGCCAAUCACAUUACGGCUUACUCAGAAUGAUGUCAUCAAAGAUCAGGCUUUAAAGGUUACAAUGGCUGGGAAAUACAAAAUGACCCCUCUUUAUGUACAAUGUGUUGACAUUUUCCCACAUUGUUUUAAACCAUUAUGAAUGUUGCAUUCAUCAGUCAUUUUAUAGCAAUUUUAUCCCAUCUCAAAAGACAGAUUUAAAAAGAAGAGUUUGAAGAUUUCUAUGUUUUGAUGAUUAGUCUCUUUUUAUGCAUACAGACAAAAAUGAUGCCUGGAAGAAUACAUUAUUUAAGCCAUAGUGCUCUGAUGUGAAUUUGGGAAUUCAAAACUAUUCAAUCAGAUCUUUUUGUACAGUGUGUUUCUCAUUCUUUAGACAGCAAGCUUGUGCACUGUGAAUGCGUGAAUAUCCUCAUGUGAAUAAAAUGUGUUCUUUGUCAUAGAAUUAAAAAAAAAUCAUAGUUUGGUUGUGAAAGGUUUAGCAAAUAGUUCAGACAAAAAUGUUCAAUGGAAAACAACCACUGCAUCAAACAGACAAAAAAAAUCACCACCAUAGGGGAACGGUGCCUUCAGAGAAAAAAAAGAAGAAAAAAAAAAAAAAGAAGUUCCUGUUCUGGCAUGCGUUCCAUGUUUUUCAGUGUCUGCCUGUACCACAGAGAGGAAGUGCUGGCAAGGGGGUGAUCUGUGACCUAGCGCCCUGAGGGACCUGGGGUUGGCCCACAGCCCUGGGAAGACCAAGACCGACCGAGGGGCCGGUCGCCAGUGUGUGAGUUCAAACUGUGAAAAAAAAAAACCAUAAAAAAAGAUACAAAUUCUAAUUACUGGUCUUUUCAUAUUGAUCAAUGUUUUUUCUCAAUAUACGAGGCUCUGGGGAUGAAAAUGGAGGUUUUAGACAGCUGUCCACGACCAGUACGGUUCGGUAUGGCGAGUUGGGGUUGGGGUGGGAGGAGGGAGGAACACAGGCGCUGAUUGAUUGUAUCUCACACCUUCUCUCGUUAGCAGUUUAGCUAAGGGGCCAGGAGUACUUAACCGCUUCAUUUCUAGUUCUAAGCUCUCAAAAGACUGAAGGAACAAACUCAGACACGCACCGGGAAAGUCAAACCGCAAAUGCUCUGUGUUUCAUCAAAACCCUGGCAGUGCAACCUCCCAACUACUGAAACUGCCCAAAUUGUAUAACAUCUAGAUGAGAGGACACAAAUGAUGCUUUUUGUUGUUGUUAUUAUUAUUAUUAUUAUUUGAAUGAGCAUGCAAAUGUACUCAUAACAGAAUCCUGGAAUUGGUUCAUUCAGUUGGUGUAGAGGUGCGGAUUUAUUUGUUGUCCUUGAAAACUGUCUUGGAGAAAGGUUUGUUGUACAUUGAUCUUUUAAAUGUCCUGUAUACUUGUCUCAAUUUUUUUUUUUUAAUUUUCACGAUAUACAUCAAGUGCAUUUAAUCAGCAAGGGUACAUAAUAAACUAAGAAAUGGGGAAGCAGGACACUUGUUGCUGAAAUGAUCGCAAACCAUUCCUAGUGAUGUAAAGAAUUAACACUGACGACUGUGUUUUUCUUGUCCUUAAAAAAAAUAUUUGAAAAAAAAAAAAAACUGGAGAUUGCUGUGGCUUUUGAUUCUUGUUUCAACUGCCAUUUAACGUGGGACCAAGUUCUUUGUGAGUUUACAUUGAAACCUGUGUAUCGUGCCAUGAAUAUGAUUUGUAUGGAGGAAGUCAGUCAUGUCACAUGUUUUAGAAAGGUGAAACCAUUUCUGAUUGUAAGCCAAAAAAAGUUAAAAAUAAAAUAAGAGUUCCUGUUAAGAAAUUGUUGUUAAGAAAUGUUUUUUUUUUUUCCGUAUGGGAGGAGGGGCCUUGUCCCUCUUAAAAAAAGGCGUGUCACAUUCCCCAGAGACCUCCAUUGUCCUUCCUA
This is a messenger RNA of Anguilla rostrata (American eel), 6680 nucleotides long. RefSeq names its product neural cell adhesion molecule 1a (gene ncam1a). Lineage: Eukaryota; Metazoa; Chordata; Actinopteri; Anguilliformes; Anguillidae. The transcript has 21 exons. Gene Ontology annotation, biological process: cell adhesion. The record is from RefSeq and is a predicted model, not a curated record. The coding region runs from base 329 to 3583 and encodes 1084 amino acids. Gene Ontology annotation, molecular function: protein binding. Gene Ontology annotation, cellular component: membrane.